AUGGAGGAUCAAGCUAAAUUAGCAGUAGAUGUUCGAAACAAUCAAUUGGCGACUCAGAAUUUGGAGAAACAGUUUGGGCAGUUUGCUAGAGCCCAAACUUCCCGACCAAAAGGGAGUUUGCCGGGAAAUACCGACCCGAACCCAAAGAAGGUAAAUGUUGUGAGUACUCGGAGUGGUCGUCCAUUGGAGGAGUUGACACCAAAGGAAAAAGUUGCUGAUGAAAAAGGAAAACUUGUAGAUGAAGCAGAACUAAGUGAACAAAGGGUUAAUGAGGAACCAAAAGCAAAACCACGUCCUCCAUUCCCACAGAAAUUCAGAAAACAAAAAGAGGAUGAAUGUUUCGGUAAGUUUAUUGAAUUACUCAAACAUAUACAUGUUAACUUGCCUUUGAUAGAUGUGUUGCAGGGUAUUUCUAAGUAUGCCAAAUAUGUGAAAGAUGUGGUAGCCAACAAGAGUAGAUUGGCUGAGUAUGCAACAGUAACACUCAUGGAGGAGUGA
Messenger RNA from Solanum stenotomum, 498 nucleotides. RefSeq lists its product as uncharacterized. NCBI's taxonomy places the organism in Eukaryota, Viridiplantae, Streptophyta, Magnoliopsida, Solanales, Solanaceae. The transcript has a single exon. The record is from RefSeq and is a predicted model, not a curated record. The coding region runs from base 1 to 498 and encodes 165 amino acids.